Messenger RNA from Belonocnema kinseyi, 903 nucleotides. Its product is annotated as venom acid phosphatase Acph-1-like. The transcript has 4 exons. NCBI's taxonomy places the organism in Eukaryota, Metazoa, Arthropoda, Insecta, Hymenoptera, Cynipidae. Gene Ontology annotation, molecular function: phosphatase activity. The coding region runs from base 1 to 903 and encodes 300 amino acids. Gene Ontology annotation, biological process: dephosphorylation. The record is from RefSeq and is a predicted model, not a curated record.
AUGGAGAAGACCAUCCACUACCAUGCACCACAGAAGGGGCUACAGAAUACCCCACUUUGGACGCCCCCCAAAGCGCUAGCUCGUCACGGAGAUCGAAAACCAGAUCGCAAACAUGAAAGUUACCCUAAAGAUCCUUAUAAAAAUCAAAAUUUUGACGGAAAACUAACCAAGAGUGGCAAGAAAAGAGAACUUGAUUUAGGAAAAUUUCUUCGUACUAAAUACGAUGCAUUUUUGGGACCUAAAUACAUCCCAGGAUCUAUAGAAGCUAGAAGUACAGAUGUCAAUCGUACAAAAGAAUCUCUGCACUUGAUUUUGAAGGGGUUGAUGCCGAACGCGGUGGUACCUACAGAAUGUGUUGCUGAAUUAAAAGAUACCCUGCUUUUACCUGAAAUGUGUCCUGGAUACUUAAUGAAGUACGAGGCAGCAAAGAGAGAUACAAAGGAAGAGUUGCAAAAGUUAAAAGGAUUCAUGGAAAAAUUGAGUGAGUGGACAGGCAAAGAUAUAAAAUCGUCGCUUGAUAUGUAUCUUAUCUACACGACUUUGGAAGCUGAAAAGUUUAUGAAUCUUAAAUUGCCAUCUUGGACUAAGGGUGUUUAUCCAGAUGGUGAUCUUCUUAAUGGAACUCUUUUGGAAUUUGAUAGAAUGAAUCAUAGUAAAAGUAUGAAAAGACGAAACGGAGGCAGGAUGAUCAAAAAAUUCAUAGAAGAAAUGGACUCUGUAGAAGUUGGUUUGAUGGAUAAAAACCGAAAGAUGAUCAUUUAUGGCGCUCAUGAUCUUAAUAUUGUUGCAGUUCUCAAGGCCUUGGAUGUUUUUUUUCCACAUGUACCCAAAUUUUCCAGUGCUGUAAUUGUAGAAUUACAUCGUAUGGAUGAACAUCAUGGAGAUUAUUAUGUAAAGGUAUGA